UCGACUCGGGGACAUGGAGACCCAGAGGAACAGCCUGUCCUGGGGGCGCUGGUCGCUGCUGCUGCUGCUGCUGGGCCUGGCCAUGCCCAUGCCUCCGACCGCCGCCCAGGCCAUGAGCUACCAGGAGGCAGUGCGCCUGGCUGUGCAGGGCUUCAACCAGCGCUCCCUGGAGGCCAGCCUCUACCGCCUGCUGCAGCUGGAGCCGCAGCCGCAGGGCGACCCGAACCCAUUCACCCCGAAGCCCGUGAGCUUCACCCUGAAGGAGACGGUGUGCCCCAGGACGACACGGCGGCCCCCGGAGGAGUGUGACUUCAAGGAGAACGGGCUGGUGAAAGAGUGCGCGGGGGCGGUCACCCUGGACCCUGACGACGGCUUCUUUGACGUCACCUGCGACGAGAUCAGGAAUGUCAAGUUCAACGCCCGGAAGCUGGGCGAACUCAUCAGGAGAGGCGGAGAGGGGUUCGGGAGGAAGGUCGAGAAGAUUGGCAGGAGGAUCAAGGAGUUUUUCACGAACCUCGCGCCCCGGGAAGAAGAGGCCUGAGGGUCCGUGUGGCCCGGCUCCGGCCCCUGGGCUCCGACCACAACACCAGGCCUCACCCGGACCCGGAUCCGAUGGAGAAGAGGAUCCAUUACAGAGCUCAGCCCCGGCUCCGGCCUCUGGGCUCCCACAAUAAAUCCUGGAAAGCAA
Eptesicus fuscus (big brown bat) is the source of this 688-nucleotide messenger RNA. It is a transcript of the gene CAMP, whose product is annotated as cathelicidin antimicrobial peptide. Bases 14 to 541 code for a protein of 175 amino acids. The record is from RefSeq and is a predicted model, not a curated record. The transcript is spliced from 4 exons. Gene Ontology annotation, biological process: defense response to Gram-positive bacterium; innate immune response; defense response to Gram-negative bacterium. Gene Ontology annotation, cellular component: extracellular region. Gene Ontology annotation, molecular function: lipopolysaccharide binding. NCBI's taxonomy places the organism in Eukaryota, Metazoa, Chordata, Mammalia, Chiroptera, Vespertilionidae.